AUGCGCGCGGCCGCGCUCCGCGUCGCGCGAGCGGUCGCGGCGCCCUCCGUCGUCGCCGCGUCGCCGCGUCCGUCGGCGUCCUCCUCGUUCGCGUUUUGGCGCGAGAAUCAGAUCGUGAACGCGCGCCGCGAAGUCGCGACGCGCGCGGCGCCCACGCGCGACGACGCGCUCUCCUCCUCCUCCUCCUCCUCCUCCGACGCGGACGCGGACGCGGUCGCGGACGCGCGCGCGGUCGCGGCCGCGGCCGCGGUCGAGGAGACGUUGUCCCGCGCGCCCGGGAGCGCGUUCGAAACGACGGAGUACGAUCGCGCGAAAGCGCAGAUCUUACGCUUCUUAAACUACAAGCCUCGGACGCGCGCGGAGCUCAUGACGAAGCUCGUGGAGGACAAGCUGUACGACCCGGACGUCGCCGCGGGGGCGAUCGAUUACCUCCAGUCCAAGGGCGUGCACAGCGACGUGGACUACGCCGAGCAGUGGGGACGGUACAAGUGGAGAACCGCGAAGUGGGCGCCGUGGCGCAUCAAGCGGUCGCUCGCGGAGAAGGGCGUGGACUGGCGCGACGCGACGGAGGGGCUGUCGCGCGUGUUCGACGACCUCGGCGAGGUGAAGCUGUCCGCGGGAGAGGACGGGGACGGGGACGGGGACGGGGACGCGACACGCGCGGUCGUCGCGGGGGAGGAGGAGGACAAGGGCGCGGAGCUCUUGCGCGCGGCGAGGAGGCGGUGGACGCUGACGCGGGGGAUGCCGUCGCAGACGCGGCGGCGGCGGAUGAGCGCGUGGCUCGAACGCCGCGGGCACCGGUUCGGGGUGGUGCGCGACAUCGUGGAGACGCUCGAGGGAGAGGACGCGGCGAGGGAGGCGGAGGAAGCGGAGGAGUUCGACGCGGAUUAG
This is a messenger RNA of Micromonas pusilla CCMP1545, 891 nucleotides long. RefSeq lists its product as uncharacterized. The record is from RefSeq and is a predicted model, not a curated record. The coding region runs from base 1 to 891 and encodes 296 amino acids. The transcript has a single exon. Gene Ontology annotation, biological process: regulation of DNA repair. NCBI's taxonomy places the organism in Eukaryota, Viridiplantae, Chlorophyta, Mamiellophyceae, Mamiellales, Mamiellaceae.